AUGAAAAAAUUUUUGGUUAUUUUUACUUUAAUUAAAAUUAUCGCUUCUUAAUACUAAUACGAUAAUUUUGCUAAUGGCUUGGAUGUCUCUUGCGGUACACCAAAUUAAAAUGGUGGUAUUGCUAUAGACUGUAAUGGAUGUGGCGUUAAUAGUUAUUUUCGAAAUUAUUUCAUACCUUCUAAGAACGGUGGUUCAAACUGUAUUGUUGCUGAUUGUGUAACUGAUCCAGUUGGAGAUAUCAAUGGUUGGAUGUGUGGUUCUUGUGCUACUUUUUAAUCUAGUUGGAGUUAUGGCGGUCCAAAUUUUAUCUACUUGGAAAAUGGUAUUUGUAAAUACUAAUGUGAUCCAGAUUAUAUUAGUGAUGAAAAUUAUAUUUGCAAAUAUAAGUAUGGUAAUGAAGUUAGUUGUGGUAAUGUGGAUGAUCCAGCUUAUUUUUGUAAAGGAUGUAGUGAUGACUCGAAUAUCUAUACUAGAUUUAUAUUUACUUCAUAUCCAAAUUGUAAAUAUAAUAAUUGUAUUAGUUAACCUUUAAGUGGUAUAAAUAGUUGGGUGUGUAAAUCCUGUAUUGGUGUUAUUGGUGUUAAUAAAGCUUUUAAAGAAGCUUGUCUUAGUAAAGAUGUUGGUUGUGGUACUGCAGGUGCAUCUGGGGGUAACGCUACUAACUGUAAUGGUUGCGGUGAUAAUAGUACAAUCUAAAGUUUAUUCUCUGUUUCUGCUACUCCAAAUUGUAAGGUCACUGAUUGUAGUUCUGAUCCAGGUUCUAAUCUCAAUAGUUGGAUGUGUCGUGCAUGUAAUGGUGUAAUAGGUGCUCAUUCAGCUUAUUCUGGUGGUUAAUUACUGAGUGGAGCUGCUUGUGUUGCCAGUUGCCCUUCAGGCUAUUAUGCUGAUUCAAAUUAUAUUUGUAUAGUUGCUCUUUAUGGUGCAGAUGUUGGUUGUGGUUCUGCAGGUGCAUCUGGGGGUAACGCUACUAACUGUAAUGGAUGUGGUGAUACAAGUACAAUCCAAAAUUUAUUUUCUGUUUCGGCAACUCCAAAUUGUAAAGUCACUGAUUGUAGUUCUAAUCCAGGUUCUAAUCUCAAUGGUUGGAUGUGUAAAUCCUGUAAUGGUGUCACUAAUGCUCAUUCAGCUUACUCUGCUGGUAAAUUACUGAGUGGAACUGCUUGUGUUGCCAGUUGCCCUUCAGGUUAUUAUGCUGAUUCAAAUUAUAUUUGUAUAGUUGCUCUUUAUGGUGCAGAUGUUGGUUGUGGUUCUGCAGGUGCAUCUGGGGGUAACGCUACUAACUGUAAUGGAUGUGGUGAUACAAGUACAAUCCAAAAUUUAUUUUCUGUUUCGGCAACUCCAAAUUGUAAAGUCACUGAUUGUAGUUCUAAUCCAGGUUCUAAUCUCAAUGGUUGGAUGUGUAAAUCCUGUAAUGGUGUCACUAAUGCUCAUUCAGCUUACUCUGCUGGUAAAUUACUGAGUGGAACUGCUUGUGUUGCCAGUUGCCCUUCAGGCUAUUAUGCUGAUUCAAAUUAUAUUUGUAAAGUUGCUCUUUAUGGUGCAGAUGUUGGUUGUGGUUCUGCAGGUGCAUCUGGGGGUAACGCUACUAACUGUAAUGGAUGUGGUGAUACUAGUACUAUCCAAAAUUUAUUUUCUGUUUCUGCAACUCCAAAUUGUAAAGUCAUUGAUUGUAGUUCUAAUCCAGGUUCUAAUCUCAAUGGUUGGAUGUGUAAAUCCUGUAAUGGCGUCACUAAUGCUCAUUCAGCUUACUCUGCUGGUAAAUUACUGAGUGGAACUGCUUGUGUUGCCAGUUGCCCUUCAGGUUAUUAUGCUGAUUCAAAUUAUAUUUGUAAAGUUGCUGCUAAUGGUGCAGAUGUUGGUUGUGGUUCUGCAGGUGCAUCUGGGGGUAACGCUACUAACUGUAAUGGAUGUGGUGAUACUAGUACUAUCCAAAAUUUAUUUUCUGUUUCUGCAACUCCAAAUUGUAAAGUCAUUGAUUGUAGUUCUAAUCCAGGUUCUAAUCUCAAUGGUUGGAUGUGUAAAUCCUGUAAUGGCGUCACUAAUGCUCAUUCAGCUUACUCUGCUGGUAAAUUACUGAGUGGAACUGCUUGUAUUGCCAGUUGCCCUUCAGGCUAUUAUGCUGAUUCAAAUUAUAUUUGUAAAGUUGCUCUUUAUGGUGCAGAUGUUGGUUGUGGUUCUGCAGGUGCAUCUGGGGGUAACGCUACUAACUGUAAUGGAUGUGGUGAUACUAGUACAAUCCAAAAUUUAUUUUCUGUUUCGGCAACUCCAAAUUGUAAAGUCACUGAUUGUAGUUCUAAUCCAGGUUCUAAUCUCAAUGGUUGGAUGUGUAAAUCCUGUAAUGGUGUCACUAAUGCUCAUUCAGCUUACUCUGCUGGUAAAUUACUGAGUGGAACUGCUUGUGUUGCCAGUUGCCCUUCAGGUUAUUAUGCUGAUUCAAAUUAUAUUUGUAUAGUUGCUCUUUAUGGUGCAGAUGUUGGUUGUGGUUCUGCAGGUGCAUCUGGGGGUAACGCUACUAACUGUAAUGGAUGUGGUGAUACAAGUACAAUCCAAAAUUUAUUUUCUGUUUCGGCAACUCCAAAUUGUAAAGUCACUGAUUGUAGUUCUAACCCAGGUUCUAAUCUCAAUGGUUGGAUGUGUAAAUCCUGUAAUGGUGUCACUAAUGCUCAUUCAGCUUACUCUGCUGGUAAAUUACUGAGUGGAACUGCUUGUGUUGCCAGUUGCCCUUCAGGUUAUUAUGCUGAUUCAAAUUAUAUUUGUAAAGUUGCUGCUAAUGGUGCAGAUGUUGGUUGUGGAUCUGCAGGUGCAUCUGGGGGUAACGCUACUAACUGUAAUGGAUGUGGUGAUACAAGUACAAUCCAAAAUUUAUUUUCUGUUUCGGCAACUCCAAAUUGUAAAGUCACUGAUUGUAGUUCUAACCCAGGUUCUAAUCUCAAUGGUUGGAUGUGUAAAUCCUGUAAUGGUGUCACUAAUGCUCAUUCAGCUUACUCUGCUGGUAAAUUACUGAGUGGAACUGCUUGUGUUGCCAGUUGUCCUUCAGGCUAUUAUGCUGAUUCAAAUUAUAUUUGUAAAGUUGCCGCUAAUGGUGCAGAUGUUGGUUGUGGUUCUGCAGGUGCAUCUGGGGGUAACGCUACUAACUGUAAUGGAUGUGGUGAUACUAGUACUAUCCAAAAUUUAUUUUCUGUUUCUGCAACUCCAAAUUGUAAAGUCAUUGAUUGUAGUUCUAAUCCAGGUUCUAAUCUCAAUGGCUGGAUGUGUAAAUCCUGUAAUGGCGUCACUAAUGCUCAUUCAGCUUACUCUGCUGGUAAAUUACUGAGUGGAACUGCUUGUAUUGCCAGUUGCCCUUCAGGUUAUUAUGCUGAUUCAAAUUAUAUUUGUAAAGUUGCUCUUUAUGGUGCAGAUGUUGGUUGUGGUUCUGCAGGUGCAUCUGGGGGUAACGCUACUAACUGUAAUGGAUGUGGUGAUACUAGUACUAUCCAAAAUUUAUUUUCUGUUUCUGCAACUCCAAAUUGUAAAGUCACUGAUUGUAGUUCUAACCCAGGUUCUAAUCUCAAUGGUUGGAUGUGUAAAUCCUGUAAUGGUGUCACUAAUGCUCAUUCAGCUUACUCUGCUGGUAAAUUACUGAGUGGAACUGCUUGUGUUGCCAGUUGCCCUUCAGGUUAUUAUGCUGAUUCAAAUUAUAUUUGUAAAGUUGCCGCUAAUGGUGCAGAUGUUGGUUGUGGAUCUGCAGGUGCAUCUGGGAGUAACGCUACUAACUGUAAUGGAUGUGGUGAUACUAGUACAAUCCAAAAUUUAUUUUCUGUUUCGGCAACUCCAAAUUGUAAAGUCACUGAUUGUAGUUCUAACCCAGGUUCUAAUCUCAAUGGUUGGAUGUGUAAAUCCUGUAAUGGCGUCACUAAUGCUCAUUCAGCUUACUCUGCUGGUAAAUUUCUGAGUGGAACUGCUUGUGUUGCCAGUUGUCCUUCAGGUUAUUAUGUUGAUUCAAAUAAUAUUUGUUAAGUUGUUGUUAAUGGUGCAGAUGUUGGUUGUGGUAAUGCAGGUGUAGAUGGUGGUAAAGCUACUGAUUGCAAUGAAUGUGGUUCUACUAGUACAAUCUAAAAUUUAUUUUCGGUUUCUGCAACUCCAAAUUGUAAAGUUACUGACUGUAGUUCUAAUCCAGGUUCUAAUCUCAAUGGUUGGAUGUGUAAAUCCUGUAAUGGUGUCUCUGGCUCUCAUACAGCUUAUUCUGCUGGUAAAUUUUUUAAUGGGAGUGCUUGUGUUGCUAGCUGCAAUUUAGAAUAAACUUCUGAUUCAAAUAAUGUUUGCUAAGCUGAAUGUAGCCUUACUACCAGUUAAUAUUUGUUAAUGUUGACUUUUAUAAUAUUUUUUUUAUUCUUAAUCAUCUGA
This is a messenger RNA of Tetrahymena thermophila SB210, 4383 nucleotides long. Its product is annotated as immobilization antigen. The transcript has a single exon. Lineage: Eukaryota; Ciliophora; Oligohymenophorea; Hymenostomatida; Tetrahymenidae. The record is from RefSeq and is a predicted model, not a curated record.